Molecule: messenger RNA, 1008 nt
Organism: Rhodamnia argentea
Lineage: Eukaryota; Viridiplantae; Streptophyta; Magnoliopsida; Myrtales; Myrtaceae
Product: vacuolar protein sorting-associated protein 55 homolog
Exons: 6
Coding region: 334-750 (138 amino acids)
Biological process (GO): late endosome to vacuole transport via multivesicular body sorting pathway
Cellular component (GO): endosome
Source: RefSeq, a predicted model, not a curated record
AUUCGACCGAUUUGGUCUGAAAUUAUCUCGGAAGUCGCUCGUCGGGAGCAAACUUAUGCAACUAUGUCGUUUUGCUGCCUUUCUGGAGGUCCCAUGUCGCUGUAUAGUUGCAUCUGGAUAAAUGUCGGAGAGGUCGACGUUGCCGUGAGGAGUUAGAUUCGAUCGGAAUCUUGCAAUUCGAGUAGUUUUGUUUCUUUCGGAACCAGACCCAAUUGACGUUUCUGAAGCACUUGGUGAGAGUUCUCCUUAUAUUCUGAAGGAUCAAAACGUUGGGUUUCUUGAAGUAUUGGCAGUUUUGAUCCCAUAUGAGGUGACCGGAACCGGAUUUGCUUAAUGGCAGACUUACCGGGGUAUAUGCGUGCCUGCUUGCAUUCAGGGAAACUUGCUUUCUUGGCAAUUUUGGUCUCUGGUGGAAUUGUGUUGCAAAUUUUGGCAUGUGCUUUGUACGAUAACUGGUGGCCGAUGCUAAGCUUAAUCAUGUAUGUGCUCCUGCCUAUGCCACUGCUCUUCUUCGCUGGCUCUGAUAGCUCUGCUCUGUUUUCUGAAUCUGAUAGCGGAUGGGUGAACGCAACCAAGUUCCUGACUGGAGCUUCAGCAGUCGGAAGCAUUGCCAUACCUGCGAUCUUGAAGCACGCCGGCGUUAUCGGCUGGGGAGCUCUGGUUUUGGACCUGUCGUCAUUCUUCGUGAUUGUGCUAGCUAUCAUGUGCUACAUCCGGACAAGUGACAACGAGGAAUACAGGAUACUGUGAGAUACGACGCCACAGUAGCAGCUACAAAGAGAAACCCCCCUAGACCAUUUGCGUCUCGUAUGACGGCGCAUCUUGUUACAUCGGAGACUGUAUCCAUCUGUGUUGACAGAGAAUUCGUUAUUGUUUUUGAGCGAGUGAUUCUUUGGCUUUGUCUGGUGAGUGCUUUUGUUGCACGGUGACUUGUUAGCCUCUUGUUGUACAGACACUCAUGAUGUUAAUGAAUUUGGGAAGGAAAGCAGAAAUACUCCUGUUUCUCCA